UUGCUCUCUCUCCCACCCUUAUAUACCACCUUUGCACCUUUCUUUCCCAACAGUUAACUAUCUUCGCAUUUUCUCAUAGAUUUCUCCCCCCUUUUCCUUUUUUCUCUUUCUUGGCUAUUAUCAAUCCUUAUCUUCUUCUUCAUCCAAACGAACCCAUUAACACAUACUUCUUUUUUCCCUUGGAUCAAACUUUGUUUUGAAAUCUUCUGGGUUUUGCAUGAAAAUAGUGUUUUCCCAAUAAGAAUCAUAUAUGACGGUGGAAACUGGUGGAUUGGUGGGGCAAAGCAAAAAUAAUAUCACGACGACUGUAAAGCAUGUAAACAACAGGGUUAGGUAUGGUAACAAGACGGAGAAGAAGAACAGAUCAUAUAAGAAGAUGAGAAGAGAGGUUGUAUUUCCAAGAGUUCCGGAUGUAUUGCAACAACUCUUUGUUUCUUGUACACAAAUCUUCAGAGGCCCUGGAUUUGUCCCUCCUGCGUCUGAUGUAAACAAGCUAUGCGAUAUUAUUGAUAAGAUGAAGCCAGAAGAUGUUGGGCUUAGCAAAAAUCUGCAGUUCUUCAAGCCAACGGGUUCUGUGAAUCGGACUCCAAGGGUCACUUAUACUACCAUUUACCAAUGUGACCAGUUUUCGUUGUGCAUUUUCUUUCUUCCGGAAACGGCUGUUAUUCCUCUCCAUAACCAUCCAGAGAUGACUGUUUUCAGCAAGCUUUUACUGGGGAAAAUGCAUAUAAAAUCAUAUGAUUGGGUCGAGCCAAAAGACUCAAUACCACCCUCCAAAUUGAGGUUGGCAAGGUUGAAAGCCAAUAGCGUGUACACGGCCCCAUGCAACACCUCGGUGUUGUAUCCCACAACAGGAGGCAAUAUCCAUCAAUUCACCGCCGUAACACCUUGUGCGGUGCUCGAUGUACUCGGCCCUCCCUAUUCUAAAGAAGACGAUCGCGACUGCUCCUAUUACAAAGAUUUCCCAUACUCAGCUUUCUCAAAUGAGGGAGAAACUACAAGAGUGAGUGAAGAAGAGAGAGAGGGACUUGGAUGGCUAGAAGAAAUUGAAGCACCAGAGAAUGCAGUGAUGGAUAGAAUUGAUUACUUAGGUCCUCAAAUUAUAGAAAACUACUGAUUAGGUUUAUUAUUAUCUCUAAAUGCUUUUAUAUCUAGUCUUGUAGAUAGUGGGAAAAAACAUACUAGUGUUUUUGGUUGGACUUUUAUACAUGCAUACAUUUUUUUUUAGUUUUUGCCAGGUUGUGCUAAUGGUUUAUGACAUUUUUUUGUGAAAAGAAGAGACUUAAGGCCUAAAAUAUUGAUUUGGUUUCUAUACAA
Molecule: messenger RNA, 1317 nt
Organism: Gossypium raimondii (Peruvian cotton)
Lineage: Eukaryota; Viridiplantae; Streptophyta; Magnoliopsida; Malvales; Malvaceae
Product: plant cysteine oxidase 2
Exons: 5
Coding region: 251-1117 (288 amino acids)
Molecular function (GO): oxidoreductase activity, acting on single donors with incorporation of molecular oxygen, incorporation of two atoms of oxygen
Source: RefSeq, a predicted model, not a curated record